This is a messenger RNA of Pyricularia grisea, 2306 nucleotides long. RefSeq lists its product as uncharacterized. The record is from RefSeq and is a predicted model, not a curated record. The transcript is spliced from 5 exons. Bases 1500 to 2069 code for a protein of 189 amino acids. NCBI's taxonomy places the organism in Eukaryota, Fungi, Ascomycota, Sordariomycetes, Magnaporthales, Pyriculariaceae.
CGAACAAAUUGAACUAAUACGUGGUAUAUCCCAAUGGAGGCCUCACCGCCCCACUGGCUUUCAGAUCUGUGACACAUUCACCAGCAAAUUUCUACGUUGGCGAUUGGUGGAUCAAAAGAAUAAUGAACACGCCAGCUGCUAAGCGGCGACGCAUCGAGGCGACCAAGACGCUUAGGAAGCCGUUCCGGUCACCACUCAUAUCUCGGAGGGGCGGUGACAAGGAAGAAGCCAAGACCACCGGUUCCGAGGGGGAGGGCGAGGAAGGCCAAUCAUCCAAGGACGCCGCGGCUACGAACAACAGGACCAACACGACUACAGCAGCAGCAGCAUCGUCGGUCGGCGCAGCAUCAUCACCGUCGCCACUGCGCACCAAGGUUCCCAGGAGGUCGGUCAAUACCCGGCAACCGUUCAAGUCGCCACGGGACUAGCAAGGCGGGGCCUUCGUCGCAAGUCGCGGCUGGAGCAGCAGUUCGGCCGUCUGACGAGCAGCUAAAAAGAGCAAACGGCGACGCAGCGGGUGCUGCCGCGGAUGGUGACGAUGAACUGCGGCAUCUGAUCGCCAAGUGGAAGGCGGCGAGCCGACUAGCUGCGGAGAUGGUGUUUGAUAUUGCAAAACAGAGGGUCGACAGGUAAGUGAUUUUUUUAUAUUUUUUGUUUUUUUGUUUUGUUUUUUUAUUUUUGCACGGCGGGGCCUAUUUUCUACCAUGAGUACUACUAUGGUGUUUUAGUCGUUUAAGCUUUUUUUUUUCCCCUUUUUUUCUUUUCUCCGCUUGCUGCUUGGCCCGUGAUUAAUCGCUUAUUGCCCCCGAGCGUUUGUGCUUGGGGGAUUUGGGACAAGCUGCAGCGCGGGCGGACCUAAAGCCUGGAGACAACAGCAGAAAAGUUGGGACGAGCCGGCGUCGGGAACGAAAGGAUCCGACGAUGGAGAAGGGCGAGAACUAGGGGGUGAGAAUUACAUGUAUGAUCACUAUGGAAGCAGCUGCGACGACAACCAGCGUGUUUCCGAUGACGAUUAUGAACCAGCUUUUACUAUUGGCACGAUGCUCAAGACUAUGAACAUUGACCCUGCCAUGCUCGGAUACAACGAACACGAGGAUGCGUGGAUUGACUAAGUUCUAUCGAGGUUGGGCUAUUUCUAGAUCAAAAUGGUCCGGGGAAAGCUUGUCAACGCCCAGUGUCAGAAUACAGUAUCACUACUUACAGUAGUAUACUUUUUCAAGUGCCUUGUCUUGCUUGUCAUGGAUGUCAGAUUCAAUCAUGACAAAAGGGGAGGCGGGGCCCUUGUGAGGUAUCCAUAAUUCCCGGGAGCCAUCAAAGCUUGGCAUACGCUAAAUAGCCCGCCCAUUUGUUUGUUCAAACUGAGAUAUGCAGGAACAUGCCAAGGUCCACCAACAGCGCCUCGACAAGAAGUUGUACUCUCUCUGUGCUCCUUCGCACACUGAAAGGGUAUCAUCACUCCCUUCUUCCUUGUCGACAAAUAUCUAAACAUAUCCCACAUAAUGUCCGAAACAAUCAUUUUCACUCCACUACCCUCUGCAACGGGGACACCACCGCCCGGCUGGGUGGAGGAGAAUGGUAGAUUCAUUCCCUUUUGGUACAGCAAAACUGGCAUCAUUGUAAAAUGGUCUCUGUUCCUGGGCAUAUUCGGCCUCCUCGGCUUGUACCUAGGCUUUGGCUAUAUGCACGCUAAGAGCCGCCUCAAGAAGGGUCUCCUGCCCAUAAAAGGAACGAGAUGGUUGUGUAGUCGAGCACAGCUGGCGAGGGUGGACCCCAAGUACUCGGUCGCCGCCCAGACUCAAGGGUACUACACGUACCGGCCAGAGUACUACAACAUGCAGCCCAACAUGCCACCCCCGCCUCCGAUGUACGAUCCCAGCGCACCGAGGCCCCCAAUGUACGAAGGACCGCAGGGAGGCAGCAAAGUCGAUCCAAGUCAGGCUGCCGCCGCCCCCCCUCAUCCCGCCGCCCCUCCAUACCCGGGCCAGCAGCAGCAGUCUGGCGUUGCGCCUCAAGCGCCAGUUGCAACCAAUCUCACGGGGAGCAACAAUCCGUACAAUGGCAGGACAUGAUGGUGUGCAGAGAAGGGAGCAUGGUAGGGCUCACUGCCGCUAUAUGGGGUGCCGGGAAGAAUUGAGGUCAAAAAGCAGGGAAACCAGAUGCAAAUGUGUAUACUUUUUUCGAAAGAGUUCUGUUUGGCAUGGCGAACUGGGUGGUUUUUGAGAUGUCUGCCUGGACAGGGUCCGGCUUGUAUUCAUAUUGCGUUAUCCUGUAUACCUAUGACGGAUCACUUAACGACUUAUCACGAU